Molecule: messenger RNA, 1134 nt
Organism: Caenorhabditis bovis
Lineage: Eukaryota; Metazoa; Nematoda; Chromadorea; Rhabditida; Rhabditidae
Source: the annotation of a GenBank genome assembly
AUGACAAGUGAAAGUAGAGGAGUUAACCGGUUCGAUGUUUCAUCGGCAUCUCGUGACAGGGCUGCCGUGAAUAACGGACUAUCAUUAUCGGGACUGCUCAAGAGUCGAUCAUUUCUGCUUGAAAUUGAUAAUUCAAAGGAUCGUGAUCGACUUACAGAGUAUAUUCGCAGAUUCGGAGGGCACGUAGUUCAAACAUUUGAUGAUUCGAAUCUUCCUGUGUGCGUUGUUUCUGACCAUGCUUAUGCUUCGCGAAUUGAGCACAAACAGGUUGAUGUAAACAAUCCAAGCGAGAAGCUUCUAAAAGCCUUGCCCGCAUUGUUACGCGAAGCAGUCAAGAAACAAGUGAAGAUUCGAACCGUAACCACUUUUAUUCGACAAUUAACUCAUUUAAAGAAUAAUGCACAAAAAUCGUCUUCUGCCACAAAUUCAGCACCUACAGUUAAAGCACGAGCAACGAAUCAUCCGACAUUAUCUCGACAAGUAAUGCCCGAAACAAGUCCGGACGGAAGAAAAAGAAGAAGUAGUAUGAUUGGAAAAUCGUUUGUUCGAAUUGAUAUUCCUGGAAGAAGGCCAGAUAUCAGGAUUAUUGAUAAAACUGCAUUUCGGCAUAUUUACAGUGGAAAUGAUGCUGCAUUUUGCAUUUUUAAGAGAGCAGAUGAAGCUUUGAAAGCGAGAAGAAUGAGUGAUUACAAUAAUUUUGUUAGAGGAACGUAUAUUCCCGUCAAAAAGGCUAAUUAUAAAUUGGAAGACGAUGAGACAUAUUGUCAAUUUUGCGGAUUAACCGUUGACAAAAUGCUCGAGCAUGUGAAAACCGAUGCGCAUAGAAAUAAAGUACGACAUCAAGGAAUUUUGCCAGAAUUGGAGCGAGUUGUAAUGACAACGAAGUUGGCGAUGAACGUAUCGUCUCAGAAUCGAAAACGAAAACUCAAAGAUCUAAUUCUUGAGCCGGAGCUUGUGGAAACGUAUGAAUAUGGCGAGAACCAAUACCAAAUUAAUUGGUCGCAAUUUGUGAAACGACGAAGUCCUCCAAUAUCGCCUGCCAAAAAUGAAGCGGCAGAACAGAAAUCGAAAACUAUGCGAAUCUCAUGGGAUGGUAGCGAUUUGGACUUUCUUCGAUUUAUUGGGCACGCAUAA